This is a messenger RNA of Corythoichthys intestinalis (scribbled pipefish), 6170 nucleotides long. RefSeq names its product bromodomain and WD repeat domain containing 3 (gene brwd3). Gene Ontology annotation, molecular function: protein binding. Gene Ontology annotation, biological process: cytoskeleton organization; regulation of cell shape; regulation of transcription by RNA polymerase II. The record is from RefSeq and is a predicted model, not a curated record. Lineage: Eukaryota; Metazoa; Chordata; Actinopteri; Syngnathiformes; Syngnathidae. Gene Ontology annotation, cellular component: nucleus. The transcript is spliced from 40 exons. The coding region runs from base 183 to 5474 and encodes 1763 amino acids.
CAAUGUCGCCGGUCGUCACAAGAGGGCGCUCGCACAAAGGGCUGGCUGCCGCUGGCCCGGUGAGCAACUUCAGAGAGGAGGCCACUCACUAACGUUAGCCUCUUUAGCUAGUGGCUAGCUCGGCGGCUAACGAGCGAAGCAAAACAACAGUUUGUCUUCAUGCCGCCGGUCCCGUUCGGGCCAUGGCGGAAACACGCUGUUCGCAGCUCGAAUGCGAACUAUAUUACCUCAUCGCCAGGUUUCUGCAAUCUGGCCCUUGUCAAAAAUCAGCAAAGAUUCUGGUCGAGGAGCUGGAGGAGUAUGAGUUGAUUCCACAACGAUGGACGUGGGACGGAAAUAAAUAUAAACGGACCUUCCAAGAUUGGAUGAUUUUGAAUGAGCACAUUCCCGCGGACUAUAUGCUGCGUGUAUGCAAGCGAAUCGGCCCACUUAUAGAGAAGGAGAUCCCAUCCAGUGUUUCCGGAGUCCAAACACUCCUCGGCUUGGGUAGACAGUCGUUGCUUCGAACUACCAAAAGCUGUAGUCAUAAAGUAUGCAGCGGCUCAGCUGUUGCUGCCCUCCACAGAGGACGUCCACCAGAACCUCCAGUAAACAAUGGAUUUUCCACCAAUGUUGUAUCCAUCAUGGGUGCUCGGCAGACCACUGGCACAGUUCGUUUUGGCCAGGCAGUGCCAUCUUCGACCUACCAGCACAUGAAGAUACACAAGCGUAUCCUGGGCCACCUUUCCGCAGUCUACUGUGUAGCAUUUGACCGGACCGGCCGACGAAUAUUUACAGGUUCAGAUGACUGUCUUGUGAAAAUCUGGGCCACGGAUGACGGCCGGCUCCUCGCGACGCUCCGCGGGCACGCGGCAGAAAUAUGCGAUAUGGCCGUCAACUACGAGAACUCUCUCCUAGCCUCGGCUAGCUGCGACAAAAUCAUCAGAGUGUGGUGCCUUCGGACAUGUGCGCCCAUAACCGUGCUGCAAGCGCAUGCUGCUUCAAUCACAUCGAUUCAGUUCUGCCCUUCAGCCAGGGGUGCGACACGCUACCUAGCUUCGACAGGGGCAGAUGGCAUGGUGUGUUUCUGGAAGUGGCAUCCCGUCACCAUGAAAUUCAAUGAUCAGCCAGUUAAAUUUGUCGAGCGGUCACGUCCUGGAGUGCAGGUUUCUAGUUGCUCAUUCAGUGGUGGUGGCAUGUUCAUGGUUACGGGUGGAAGUGAUCAUAUGGUUAGGGUUUACUUCCUCGGUUCUGAAAACCCUAUGAAAGUCACUGAGUUGGAUGCUCAUACGGACAAGGUAGUGGUUGUCCAGUUUUGCAAUAAUAGUGACAGCCUCAGGUUUGUGAGUGGGAGUCGCGAUGGCACAGCAAGGAUUUGGCAUUACCAACAUCAAGAGUGGAAGAGCAUCGCUUUAGACAUGGCUGCCAGGCUCCCAGGGAGUUCUGUUGUCAGUGGUGAUGAUAAAACCAAACUGGUGGUGACAAUGGUGGCUUGGGACCGCCUAGAUCAUACCGUCUUCACAGCCGUGUCAAACUAUCAGCUAAAAGUGUGGAACUCCACCACGGGAGAGCUGCUGCACAUUUUAUCUGGUCAUGACGACGAGGUGUUUGUUUUGGAGGCGCAUCCGUUUGACUCUCGCAUCAUGUUGUCCGCGGGCCACGACGGUAAUGUUUACAUUUGGGAUCUCAACAAGGGAGUGAAGAUUCGCAAUUUCUUCAACAUGAUUGAAGGUCAAGGUCACGGUGCCAUUUACGACUGCAAGUUCUCAGCUGAUGGCCAGCAUUUUGCCUGCACCGACUCACACGCUCAUUUGCUCAUUUUUGGCUUUGGCUGUAGCACGCCGUAUGAGAAGAUUCCCGAACAGAUGUUCUUUCACACGGAUUACCGCCCUCUAAUCCGAGACGCCAAUAACUACGUCCUGGACGAGCAAACGCAGCAGGCCCCGCACCUCAUGCCUCCGCCCUUCCUCGUCGACGUCGACGGGAAUCCGCACCCUAUGCACUAUCAGCGCCUGGUACCGGGAAGGGAGAAUUGCAAGGACGAUCAGCUAAUACCUCAACUAGGAUACAUGACCAACAAUGAAGGAGAGUUGGUUGAGCAGGUUCUUGGCCAGCAAACUGCAGAAAAUGGCGAAAGCAUUCUGGACAACCUCAUCAGGGAGUUGCAGAACCAGCAGGAUGAGAAUCAGAAUGUGGAAAUCCAGGUUGAUGAAAUAGAAGGUGAGCCAGCACAAGCUGUAGCUUCUUCUCCAAAUGUGGGUCCUCGAAGAAGUGGACAAGUGGACGGCAUGUGGCAAAUGCAGAAUAGUGCCCUGCGUAGUCAAGUGGCCACAGAGAGAGACUUGUUGGCCUGGAGCCGCAGGGUGGUGGUCAAUGAAUUGCCACAAGGAAUGUUUACUGUUAUGGAGGAAACCAGACUAGCAAAAAGUGAUAAAGAAUGUUCUCUCUACAAUGCCGAGAGGAGAAAGAGACCAGUAAUUUGUUUACCUAAGGUGGAAACCCUGACCACACGCCUGCGCUGCUUGCGGCCUACAAAGAAAAAGCAGCAGCGUCACGCGUAUGAGACUCGCUCGGCACAAGUACGCCGUCCACGGAACCGUAGCGGUCAGGAACACGCCUCCAACAGCCACUCCGACAGUGAAAGAGAACAGGGAACAGAGCAGGGGGAAGCCAGCGGUGCAUCCUCUGAGAGUGAAGCUCAAUGGCAGAGUGAGAGCAGCUGCAGCGACUCCUCCAGCGAGUACUCUGAUUGGACCGCCGAUGCCGGGAUAAACCUGCAGCCCCCAAAGCGAUCCACCAGAAAGCCCGUCCAGCCCUCUGGUUACAGCAGCUCUGACGAGGAGGAAGACGAUGACAAGGCAAGGGACGAAAAGAAAAAGGAACGCGAAGAAAAGAAGAAAAAGCCCAAAGAGACCAAACAGAAACCCACAACGUCUCUGGGCGGACUUGACGCGGAGGCAUGGCUGCCACCUUCAUGGAUCAUGGAGACCAUCCCGCAUCGAUCACCGUUUGUCCCGCAAAUGGGCGAUGAGCUGGUCUACUUCAAACAGGGCCAUCAGGCCUACGUCCGAGCGGUCCGGCGGGCCAAAGCCUACACCAUCAACCCUCAGAAACAACCGUGGAAUAAACUCCAACUCAGGGACCAGGAAUCUGUGAAGGUCGUCGGAAUUAAGUAUGAAGUGGGACCGCCCACACUCUGCUGCUUAAAACUGGCUUUCCUAGAUCCAUUCUCAGGGAAGAUGACCAAUGACUCCUUCUCCUUAAAGUACCACGACAUGCCAGAUGUCAUAGAUUUUCUAGUACUGCAACAGUUCUACAAUGAGGCCAACAACCACAACUGGCAGCCGGGUAUGAGAUUCCGCAGCAUCAUUGAUGAUGCUUGGUGGUUCGGAUUGGUGGAAGACCAGGAACCUUUGCAGUUGGACUAUCCAGACAGUCUUUUUCAGUGUUUUGCAGUCAAGUGGGACAAUGGUGAGCAGGAGAAAUUGAGCCCUUGGGACAUGGAACCUAUUCCUGAAGAAGCUUUAUUACCCGACCAGGUGGGCGGCGGCGUCGCGGUGGCGGAGGAGGAGCUCGAAGCGCUUCUCUACAAGCCUCAGGAAGGCGAGUGGGGAGCGCAUACACGAGACGAAGAGUGCCAGAGAAUUGUCCGUGGCAUUGAUCAGCUGCUUACACUUGAUGUGGCAAAGCCGUUUGCUUCGCCUGUAAAUCUGGAACAGUACCCUCUGUACUGCACUGUGGUGGCCUACCCCACCGACAUCAGCACCAUUCACAAACGCUUGGAGAAUCAUUUUUACAGACGGAUCUCCGCGCUCAUGUGGGAGGUGCGCUACAUUGAACAUAACGCCCGCACGUUCAAUGAACCCCAGAGCCCCAUUGUCGCUGCGGCCAAAGUGGUGACGGACGUCCUCCUCCACUACAUCGGAGACCAAAGCUGCACAGACAUCUUGAAUCUUUAUCAUAAACUGAAAUAUGAGGUCAGCAGUGGAGAAGAUGAGGCAGUAGACGUUGAUGUGGACUCUGACACUCCGGGGACAUCAUCAGGACAUCGGGAACGCAAUUCAAAGCUACGCGGGGUGGUUUUGGACCCGAGAGCCUGGCGAGGCCAAUGUCGAGAGCUGCUCCGUAAAAUGAUCUCCUCGCACGAUUCUCAGCCAUUCAGGCAGCCCGUCGAUCUCUUCGAGUACCCGGACUACCGAGACAUCAUCGACACCCCAAUGGAUCUGGGUACCGUUUCGGAGACGCUGCUCGCCGGAAAUUACGAGAACCCGAUGGAGUUUGCCAAAGAUGUCCGCCUUAUUUUCAGCAACUCUAAAGCGUACACGCCAAACAAGAAAUCCCAGAUCUACACGAUGACCCUCAGCUUGUCGGCCUUUUUUGAAAAGCGCAUCAUCUCCAUCAUAUCCGACCACAAGUCGGCCAUUCAGAAUGAGCGACGGGCUCGUCAAAGGGAGAACUACAGGAACAGGUUGCACAACGGAGGCAGCUCCCCAACUGCGAGCUCCAAAAAGAAGCACAAGUCCGACAGGGAGUCUAAGUCCAGAAAAUCUCAGACCUCAGUGAAGAAUCACUCGACCACACGACAUAAAGCUCAGCAUAGCCGAAGUGUAGCACAAGAUGAGGACGAAGACGACGUCGGGGCUUCUUCUCCGAGUUCAGGGACAAGCUGCAAAAACAGAAACCAGCCUCGACAUCGCACGAAGCGCAGCCAAGCAACUCCGACCAAGAAGUCAGAACUGUGUGUAUCAGGAAUCUGGCCGCAGCGGAGAGGAAUAUCCGAGCAGCUCCACGGUGAAGGCGGCGCGCCUCAGUCCGACGACGACGACGAAUCGGGCUCCCGCAGCUCCUCGUCCGAGUCGUCCACCGAGUCCUCGCCGUCGUCCUCCUCCUCCUCUUCCUCCUCCUCCGACAGCGAAAGCGGUUCGGACGGCGAGGCGGAGAAGUACGUGGAGGGAGGAGAUCACGACUACAGCAAAGCCCCCAGCCUGUCGCUGCGGAUCUCUCUGAAGGAUAAGAUGAUCAUCACGGGGAAGAGAAAACACGAAGGAGGAGAGGACGCCAAAACCGUCAAAAAAGUAAGAGCGCCGCAGCCCGUGGAGGAGGACGAGGAAGAAGAAGAAGAGGAGGAGGAUGAGGAAGAGGAGGAGGAGGAAGAAGAAGAGGAGGAGGAGGAGGUCAAAUUAGAGAAGCCCAUUCAACUGGGAAAUAUGAGACUUGAAACGCAGGAGGAGGAUGAAGAAGAAGAAGAAGAGCUGGAAGAAGAAGAAGAAGAGGAAGAAGAAUCGGACGAGCAGGAGGAAGACGAGGAAAGCGAGUCGACGACUGCCCGCUACGAACCUCGCCGGGUGAACACUCGCCGUCAGGGACGGAGGACGGUCGCGUACCCGGACGAGUCGGACGACGACCUCAUCAACUUGGGAAGGUCGCGCUCGGGACGCGUACGCCGCAUGACGGAGAAAGCUCGCGUCAGCCACCUCAUGGGAUGGGGCCACUGAACCCCGGGAAAAACCACAACUACACUGCAGGGAUUGUACAGUUGUGUAAAUAAUAAAUAUCUGUAUAAAUGAGUUUUUUUUUUUUUUUUUUUAAACAACAACGGUGCUACCAAUAUGUUUAGUGUUUUUUUCCCCUUUUUCUCUGGACAAUAGCUGCGGGUCUUCUUCCUCACCUCGGCCUUAUUGCUCCGCUUUGUCACGCUCGUCCUGUGCUGCUCGUCUCGACACUGGCCACCAAAGAAAAACGGUGCUCUCCCACUUUCCUUUGGAUGAACCGUUUGCCCGUGGAUUCAAUAACUGCCUCACCGACUGUACAUACCAUGUCUUCCCUUUAUCGGCAUUGACUCAUCGACGGCCGGAGAAGUCUUAUCCGUCUCUGGCCGUCAAUGCCUAAAAAGGAACGGGACUUAAUUUGCACAUUUUUAUCUUCAUUUCACUUCUCCGUUUGCAUUCAACCAUCAUGAGUUGGAAACCAAACAAGUUUUUCUUCCUUUGUAAGAGAUGACCAAUGUGAGCAGCAGCGCUAACAGAUGUCUACAAAAUUAUUUUUUAGGAAGUAGAAGAAAUUGUCUGGCCCAUAUGCAUUUUAAUAGUUGACAAUGUAAUAAUGUGGAGGGGGAAGUCUUCUGUUUUUUUUUAUACAGUGUUCUGAUUGUUUUUAAUAAAAGAAAAAUUUCUUAAACUGGUCUUUUGUGA